AUGUACUUGAUGUGGUUGUUAUAUAUAAGACAAUUUAAAUUAUUUGAAUGUUUCCCCGUUUUGUUCAAUUGUUUUAAUAACGCAAGACAAUUAUAUCAAGUCAUCAUCACUGACAAUGAGAGAUUUAGAUCCCAGAAGCACUCUUCCAUACCAUUCCUUGGUGUGGAAGCAGUAGGUAUCCACAAUACUACUCACAACUCAAUCGUGAAGUGCGAUGUCGACAUCAUAAAGGACUUGUAUGAAAACAUCGUCUUUUCAAAUGGAACAUCAAUGUACUCAGGCAUCAACGACAGACUUAAAAUAAAGAAGCUCGCAGAUAAACAAGGAUUAAGCAUGAGAAGGCUGUUUAUGCUUGGCUCAAUUUAA
Molecule: messenger RNA, 366 nt
Organism: Entamoeba invadens IP1
Lineage: Eukaryota; Evosea; Mastigamoebida; Endamoebidae
Product: actin, putative
Exons: 3
Coding region: 1-366 (121 amino acids)
Source: RefSeq, a predicted model, not a curated record